AAAAUUAUGAAUCAUAAUUAAAAAACAUGUGGUUACAACUGCGUGUGGAUAUAUUUACAAUAACCCGAGAAUAUAUCUCAUAGUGUAUACAGAAUUUACCCACACGAAGCGUAUGCAUAGAAAUAAAACCAUUUGAACGUGGCGGUGUGUGUGAGGCUGAAAACUCCGGACUCUUUGGGUCUCAGUUUCUCGGCACAGCUUCAGUAGCCGCACGUCGGGUCCACAGCCCGGCCGUAGCGAGCUGAAAUCCUCGGAUCUCUCGAGAAUGUUAAUCGCCAAAAAAGUGACUAAAAAAAUUCAAAAAUUUGAUUUUUAGAUUUUUUCCUGUUCAGUAUAAAUCCGCGGAGCACUUUCGUUACCUCAUCCGGUUGUCUGUGGUGAAAUCAGCUGUGGAAAUCACUCGCACUUCAUGCAACGACGGUUUUUUAAUUGCGGAAGUGAAGUUCUUUCUGAAUAUCCCAGUGACUAUUUGUGAUCCGUGACAAUGGCCGCUUGCCACCCCCGACCACCUCCCCCGUCUCUGCAGCAUCUUCAGAUGCAGGACAACAACCAGAGUCAUCAUCAGAGUUCAAUCCAGCAGACCAUCCACUCGAACUACCCCCCGCACCUCCUCAAUUGGGUCUAUCUAGCGAUUACCGAUCAGAAUACACCUCCACAUAACGAUCAGAGUAAACUCUUGCCGACCGUGUGGGGUAAUUUUCCAACUGCGAACAGCCAUCACCAGUCCUACCUCCAAAAAGGCUCCCUAUCUCCUGGAUCGGUACCAAUUGGUGGCAGUUUGGUUGACAGCAUUGGAGAUCUCGCUGAGCACUUUAACGAGCUCGGUCUGUUGGAUCGCAAGCCAACGAAGAGGCCGCCGUCGACGUAUUUGUGUCACUUGUGCUUCAAGAAAGGCCACUACAUCAGAGAUUGUCCACAGGCUAGACCGAAGGGCGAGGGACUGACCCCGUACCAGGGUAAGAAACGCUGCUUCGGAGAGUACAAGUGCUCGAAAUGCAAACGCAAGUGGAUGUCGGGAAACAGUUGGGCUAACAUGGGACAGGAGUGCAUCAAGUGCCAUAUCAACGUUUAUCCCCACAAGCAGGUGAGUCUGGGGCCAUCGGCAUCAUUAUCAACAUCCCCGCCUCACUCGUUCAACUCCUCUUUGCGUUACCGGCCUCUAGAGAAACCGGACGGCUUGGACGUCUCUGACCAGAGUAAAGUACACCCCCAGCAUCUCUGCGAAAAAUGCAGGACACUGGGGUACUACUGCAGGCGCGAGCAGUAGCUGAAUUCAAUUCAACUCGCGGUGCCAAAAAGCUUCGACAAAAUUAAAAAAUCCUCUUUUCGAUGAGGAAUACGACCGUACGAUGCUGUAGCUUUCAUAUCGUUAGUCCCACCUUUCGCUAAAAACGGGAGGCGGGAAAGAAUUAAUUUUUAGGGAGAGAGAGGUUUUCUGGAUUAAGAUGAAAUUUAUAGUAAAAUAAUUUUGCAUCGUCCAUUUUGAAAUGAGAGAGAUCUUUUGCUUUUCACGUUUGUUGCUCCAACUGGUUUUUCUAUUUAAAGCACUCAUCUAUGUUUAGAGAAAACGUGGCAAACGUUGCGACCGGAACGUUUGCAAUAUACCCGACUGCUAUUUAAGUACAUUAACAUCGAGGAGUUCGAAUAUUAUUAAAUUCAAUGAAAUAAUUGUGCCUUACUGGGUCACUUCACAUGAAGUUUAUCACAGCAUAACCACCACCAAAAUUGUGAAGACAAUAAAUCUGCUCCGAUUCUUGGGCGCGUUUUACGUAAAAAAAUUGGUGAAUUAAAUUCAAAUGUAUGGCCAUUCUUGCCAAAAAUAUUACAUGAUUUUUAAUAUACGGAUUUUUUUAUUGCUAUUACAUAUUUAUCAGGACAUGACAAACUUCAUGUGAAUUGCAUAAAAAUUAAAACCAGGCUGAGCCAACGCCAAAAAACAAUAUUUACUUAAAAAAUUUCCAUUUAAAUUUUUCGGGCAUAUUUUCUAUGUAUAAACUCUGGUCUUGCCCAUAGAUAUAUAUUGUCACUCACAUAAUUUGUAUAAAUUUCGCAUGAGAUAUUUUUUCACCCGAGCAAGAUAAAAAAGGAAAAGGGAAGCCUGUCGAGUGGAAUUUUACACAUGCCAUCUGAUUGAAAAAUAUUCAUCAUUCAAGGGUGGAAAAACAAAUUAUCUAACAAAAUAAUUUUUGAUGUAUUAUAUAUUAUAAUAUAUAUAUAUAUAUAU
Molecule: messenger RNA, 2224 nt
Organism: Diachasmimorpha longicaudata
Lineage: Eukaryota; Metazoa; Arthropoda; Insecta; Hymenoptera; Braconidae
Product: zinc finger CCHC domain-containing protein 24-like
Exons: 4
Coding region: 485-1267 (260 amino acids)
Molecular function (GO): nucleic acid binding; zinc ion binding
Source: RefSeq, a predicted model, not a curated record